UAUCAUCCGAUUUACGUUACGUAACGUUUGUUUUGAAUAGUAUCUACCUCUCAUAACUUAAAUAAUAGCAAUAUCAAAACCAUAAUUAAUAAUUUUCUUUCUGUAAUUUUAAGUUCGUUGUUCGUUCGUAGUUGUUAAAAGGUUAAAUAACCUACUUUUGAAGAAAGAUAAGUAGGCCUAACUUACGCUAACUUAAUAUUUCUUGAUUCGAUUCGAAAUGUCGAAAUAUUUAUUGUCUCACAAGUGCCAGAGUUUUAUUAGAAGAUUCUCGUCCUUGCCGGCACCAAACACGUCCCCUAAAGUUAACUCCACUGGGAUAUUCAUUAACAACGAGUGGUUGAAAUCUAGUUCUGGUAAAACUUUUGAAACCAUUGAUCCAGCUUCUGGUAAAGUGAUUGCGGAAGUUCAACGAUCGGAUAAGACUGAUGUGGACAUAGCAGUAGAAGCAGCAAACAAAGCAUUUUCUCUAAAUUCCCCUUGGAGAAAGCUGAAUGCCUCUCAACGAGGACUUCUACUCAACCGACUUGCUGAUCUAAUAGAACGGGACGCUCAGUAUCUUGCAAGCUUGGAAACACUAGACAAUGGCAAACCAUAUGCUAUGUCAUACGGAGUAGAUGUUCCUUUGAGUAUAAAGUGCCUGCGCUACUAUGCUGGCUAUGCAGACAAGAACCAUGGCAAGACUGUGCCAUUGGAUGGAGACUUCUUUGCCUACACCCGCCAUGAGCCCGUAGGUGUCUGUGCUCAAAUCAUACCUUGGAAUUUUCCACUACUGAUGGCUGCUUGGAAAAUCGGCCCAGCUAUUGCCACUGGUAAUGUGAUAGUCAUGAAGCCAGCAGAGCAGACACCUCUCACAGCCCUCCACAUAGCUCAACUGUCCAGAGAGGCAGGGUUCCCGUCUGGAGUCAUCAACAUGGUGCCUGGCUUUGGUGAUGCUGGAGCAGCUCUCUCCCAACAUCCUCAUGUGGACAAAGUGGCAUUUACUGGAUCUACUGAGGUUGGAAAAUUGAUCAAGCAGGCUGCUGGUUCCACAAACCUGAAGAGAGUAACUCUGGAGCUGGGAGGAAAGUCCCCGAACAUUAUCUUCCCAGACUGUGACUUGGAGCAAGCAGUGGAGGGAGCUCAUUUUGGACUUUUUUUCAACAUGGGCCAGUGCUGCUGUGCCGGUUCUCGUACUUUUAUCCAUGAGAGUAUCUACGACCAAUUUGUUGAGAAGAGUGCAGCAUUCGCCAAGCAGCGAAAAGUGUGCAAUCCAUUCCUGCCAGAGAGUGAACAGGGACCAGUAAUUGAUGGGGAACAACAUGGCAAGAUUCUAGAACUGAUAGAGAGUGGAAAGAAGGAAGGGGCUCGACUGGUUGCUGGGGGCAGUAAGACUGGAGACAAGGGCUUCUUUAUUCAACCUACAGUGUUUGCUGAUGUCACAGACAACAUGCGAAUUGCCAAGGAAGAGAUAUUUGGACCAGUCCAGCAGUUGCUGAAGUUCAAGACUAUUGAUGAAGUGAUAGAGAGAGCCAACAACACUCAGUAUGGACUAGCAGCAGCUGUGUAUUCAAAGAACAUAGACACUGUCAACACUAUCGUACAGUCUGUUAAAGCUGGAACAGUCUGGGUGAACUGCUAUAAUGUGAUCGAAGCUCAAGCUCCGUUUGGUGGGUUCAAGAUGUCUGGGAAUGGAAGAGAGUUGGGAGAGUACGGACUCCAGGCUUACACAGAAGUCAAGACUGUUAUUGUUAAAGUUCCCUCAAAGAACAGCUAAACAAGGUACCAGUACUACAAAAAUACACACUUUAAAAAGUCUGUUUCAGUUCCCAACAAUCACAAUGAAUUAAAGAAGAACUAAAUUUGGUAAAUGUGUUUCCCUAGGAAAAUUUGAAUUGAAUAGUAAAUAUAGUUUAACUGUGGCAAGCUACGCCAACCUUUUGUUGUUUUGUUACCUCAAAUGUCCACAUUUAGGUUAUUAAAUAUAUCUAUUUUGAUUUUAAACUAAUUUUGUGAAUCACACUGCUAUUUUUAAUUUUGUAAACAUUAUAAAUAAGAAGUUGAGGAAUUGUGUUACCUGUGGUACCCCAAAUAUUAUGAGAUCAUCUGUAUGUUGGGAUGGUUUUGCGUCUUUCAUUUAGAUAAAAGGUUUAAUAAAAAUAAUUCACUAUUUACAAUUAAGUUUAACUAUAUUAUCUAGAGUUUUUUUAUACUUUUAAACUAAGUCUACUGUAAUACACUUAUUUAAAGAAUUUAGGUUGCGCUAAUGUUGUUGCUUGUGCUUGGUUAAUUAAACAGAUAUAUUUUGAUAAAAA
This is a messenger RNA of Macrosteles quadrilineatus (aster leafhopper), 2291 nucleotides long. It is a transcript of the gene Aldh, whose product is annotated as aldehyde dehydrogenase, mitochondrial. Gene Ontology annotation, molecular function: aldehyde dehydrogenase (NAD+) activity. NCBI's taxonomy places the organism in Eukaryota, Metazoa, Arthropoda, Insecta, Hemiptera, Cicadellidae. The transcript has 10 exons. Bases 218 to 1753 code for a protein of 511 amino acids. The record is from RefSeq and is a predicted model, not a curated record.